AUGGAAGAGAUUCCAAAGCAGUGCCUCGCCGGCGUGGUUGUCAAUGAGGGGCCAGACUUCCACGUCGAGGUCGUCGAGGUGCCUGUCCCAGAGCCCGGCCCCUAUGAAGUCCUGAUCAAGCUCAACACAACGGGCUUGUGCAUGUCCGAUGUGCACUAUAUGCUCAAUGACCUGGGCGUGCCAUCCAUGUCACAUUUUAAGACGAGAUCUCCCGGCCACGAAGGUGCGGGAGUAAUUGUGAAAGUUGGAGCGCAGGUCACAUCCCUCAAGGUAGGCCAGCGUGCUGGAAUCAAACCAACUUGGGAUGUUUGUCAUGCAUGCGAUGUCUGUCUGUCCGGUCGGGAGAAUUACUGUAAAGGCAUGGUCUCCACGGGACUGCAAAAACCUGGCUCAUAUCAACAGUACAUCGUCUCGCCGGAGCGAUAUACUGCCCUGAUUCCAGACGGUGUAAGCGACUAUAUCGCGGGACCAGUCAUGUGCUCAGCAUCCACUAUGCUGCAUUCUCUAAAGACGGCCAACCUGUCAGCAGGGCAAUGGGCUGUGUUCGUUGGUGGCGGAGGCGGGGUUGGGCUUCAAGGCGUUCAGCUGGCAUACGCUAUGGGCCUCCGUCCUAUCGUGGUUGACACUGGGGCGAAACGAGAGGAACUGAGUCGAAAGUACGGCGCUGAGCAUUUCGUGGACUUCAGAGAGACCAAGGACGCAGUGGCUGAUGUAGUGACGUUGACCGAUGGCGGUGCCCACGGUGUCUUUGUGACUGCGAUCCAAGCCUAUCCCACUGCCAUGGGGUUCCUUGGUGAUCGAGUAGGAGGAAGGCUGAUGUGUAUUGGUCUUGGACCCCCAAAUACGCAUACCAUCACCCUUGAUCCGACUGUUUCGAAUUUUAUGGCUAGAAACCAAUCAGUCACAAGCACCAUCGUCAGCUCAUUGGGCGAAAUCACACAGGCACUUGACUUUGCUAAACGCAGUGAGUUCAAUCCCCAUCUUCAUCUCGACCCAGAAAUCGUCGGAGUGUCGCAGUGGAACGAGGCGGUUCAGCGUUUGAAGAACGGACAAGUCGCUGGGCGCAAGGUCAAAUGUGAUCGCAUCCUCCCUAGAUGCUCGAUAUGCCUCAAGACGCAACAAGAAUGUGACUAUCCAUCCGAAGCAGCAAGACCUGGUCCCAAGCUCGGCACAACCAGACGGAAAAGACCUCGAUCUAGCUCUCUGGAGAAGCAGUGCGACAAGCCCACCAUCACAGAAGUCUCGGACUCUACUGCGCCUGUCGAGAGCGCCGACGGCAGGACAGAGCUGGAAGCGAGCACGGCUCUGGUUUCGAGUGCUAAUGCUGCCAAUGGAAGCCCGACACCAACGUCUGCCAGUUUCAAGUCGGGGCCUGUCGGUGGCUAUCCUCUGACACCUGUUGCUACGCCGCUCGAUGUACGCACUUUGGCCUUUAUCAUGCAUCCUUCUCACGAGACAGCCAUAACCCUCUCCAACAUGGAGUUUGUGUCUUCCAGCAAGUCGAGCACCACGCUAGACAACAUAGACCGGCUCGCGCAAGCGUGUGCCUUGCUCAAAGUCCCAGCAAAUGCUCUUCAGUCGUAUUUAGACCUCUACUUCGACAAUAUGACAUCCUUUUCGCUUUUCCAUCGACCUACCUUUGCGGCCAAGUUGUGCGCCAUCGACUCGGUAGAGCAGCUCGCAGCGUUGCUUGCAUCGAUCUUCUCAUUUUCAGCGCGCUAUAGAUUCACCUCGGAUCAGGGCGCCACUGACUUGGACGACGGUCUCGGUCCACUACUUCCGCCCAAACAUUUCGAGGACAUGGCUCUACGAUAUGUCGAUCAAGCACUGGCCGAGUACUCGGAUCGCUCACCGCCGCUGUGUGUCUUACAAGCUCUCGUCCUCAACACAUUCAGCCAGCUAAUCAAAGGGGUCCGGGGUGCAGCUUGGCGGCGGCUGGGGAUCUGCGUCCGUGUCGCAUACGAGCUUGACCUCCAUCACGUUGACCGAGAUAACACGCCCGAACAGCAAGACCCAGAUAUCUGGUGCCGGAUAGAGGAGUGCAGGCGCGCCUGGUGGGCAAUCUGGGAGAUGGACAACUUUGCCAGCCUCAUAAGGCGCUGUCCAACCGCUGUCGACGGUACUGAUAACGAGACACGCUUCCCAGUGGCGGACGAAGAGUGGUUCGCUCUGCGCUUCACCCCCAGUUGCUUUCUUGAGACGAAGCCAAUGGAGCGGUUAAAGGCUCUUCAACAAUGCAGUACCCAGAGCUCCAAGGCAUGGUUUCUCGUACUGGAUUCUCUCAUGCGCGAGGGCCAUCGACUCUCGAAAUUCAGAAGCCCGUGCCCUGGUAGGGGGACAUCGCCUCCUUCAGCCUGGUCUCCGUCCGACGAACCAUCAAAGGACAAUACGGAGAGUUUACAGAUCCUUGCCAAUGCUCUGCGGUGCUUCAGCAUGGCUCUUCCAAAGCAUCUGCGCUACCGGGAUGGGUUUUUGUCCUUCACUGCCAAUGACCCAGCAAUACGACAGCUGCACAGUGCGAAGUACAGCAUCCAUGUAACCACUCAGCUCACGCGUAUGAUGAUCCAUCAUCAAGACGCGUACCAUGGUGCCCAGCAAGAUCUACAUCUAACCGGUCUUCAGGAGGGCCCGAACCAAGAUUCAGAUGCCACAUCAGAGAACGAGUCGCUGAGCCUGCGUCUCGGACCAGCCAGAGAGGGGAUGCAGCAGUUCAUCGAGGCUGCGGAUGAGCUGCUCCGCAUUGUGUCAUGGAGCUCAGAGGAGCAUGUCCGCUAUGUCAACCCGUUCCUAGCCAGCACCAUCUGGUACGGGGCAGUGGUUCAUUUGGGCUGGAAAGUGCUGGCACCACCAAGCACGAACCUCGACUGGGUCGAAUCCAAGUUUACCGUGCUACAUAUGAUCCUGAUGGAGUUCUCCGAGUUCUGGGACUUGCCCAAAACGCUCCAGGAGAAUCUGGCGUCAGUUGAAGGCAAAUUGCGCUUGUUCAAAACCCCCAAAGCUCGCCGGCCGUCUCACCCGAAUCAUACCACCUGCGCGAAUAGAGAUAGGAACACAAGUUCAUCUACCAACAAUGUGCAGUCCACGAUUUCGAGAGAUCGUCAUGUCGGUGGCCACUUCCCAGCUGCACAAUCAUCUAUGGCUCAUAACUCCGCCAUUGACGCCGAUUGCCUCCCAAAUUGUAACCGGGACGACAGUCACUCUGUGGGUGCCCAGCAAUUCCUGCCGGCUAGAUUGGACAUGAAUCCUGACGGCAGAGCCACGGCUUCUAACGGCAGUGGUCGGGAAAGUCGCUAUGCUUCUAUCGACGAGGUCGCCGUCGCAUCAGCGAUGGGUGGUAUGGGAACCAAGGACUGUGACGACCACAAUGACCAUUACACGUUUGACGAGUCCUGCCUAUCGAGCACUGACAUGUUGAAUGGGGACGGCAACUAUGGUGAGCAAGCCACAAACAACUAUCAGACUCGCGGACUAUGGGACGACUUGACGUGGGAUCUGGACUUCGCAAUGGAUCCUAGGAGUUUGUUUCGAGGUAUCAUGGAUUAUAAUAACUGA
Molecule: messenger RNA, 3552 nt
Organism: Fonsecaea monophora
Lineage: Eukaryota; Fungi; Ascomycota; Eurotiomycetes; Chaetothyriales; Herpotrichiellaceae
Exons: 7
Coding region: 1-3552 (1183 amino acids)
Biological process (GO): regulation of DNA-templated transcription; DNA-templated transcription
Molecular function (GO): DNA-binding transcription factor activity, RNA polymerase II-specific; oxidoreductase activity; DNA binding
Source: RefSeq, a predicted model, not a curated record